ACCUUCGUUAACUGGAAGGAAGCACGGUUGACUUGGAGUUUCUUCAAACAAUCCUUCCUGAAACAGAUUUUGACAGAGGGUGAACGAUAUGUGAUGACUUUCUUGAACGUGUUAAAUUUUGGAGAUCAGGGUGUAUAUGAUAUCGUGAAUAAUCUUGGUUCACUGGUGGCCAGGUUUAUCUUUUUGCCUAUUGAGGAGAGUUUUUACAUCUUUUUUGCUAAAGUGUUGGAAAGAGGGAAGAAUGUCAAGGAUCACAAGCAGGAUGAUGUCGCUAUGGCUGCAAAUGUAUUAGAAUUGCUGUUGAAACUUGUACUUCUGAUUGGCCUUACCAUCACAGUUUUUGGCUAUGCCUAUUCUCAGCUGGCGCUGGAUAUUUAUGGAGGCUCAAUGCUUAGUUCUGGAACAGGUCCAGCUCUGCUCCGAUGUUACUCUUUAUAUGUCCUAUUUCUUGCCAUCAAUGGAGUAACGGAAUGUUUUACCUUCGCCUUGAUGUGCAAAGAGGAGGUAGACAGGUACAACUUUGUUAUGCUGGCCCUGUCCUUCACAUUUCUGUGCAUCUCUUAUUUCUUGACCUACUGGCAUGGCAGCGUAGGCUUUAUCCUUGCCAACUGCUUCAACAUGGGCAUUCGGAUAGCUCACAGCAUCCACUAUAUCUAUGACUACUUCAGAGAAAGCCCUUACAGGCCUUUGGCGGGCCUGCUUCCCUCACCGUUUUUGGUACUCGUUUAUAUCCUAAGUGGAACAAUCACUGGUUUCUCAGAGGUAUUGUUCUGCUGCGAUAAGGGCUGGAUGGCAAGGCUGAUUCACAUCAGCGUGGGGGCUCUCUGCUUUGCAGCAACCAUCGCUACUAUGUUCUGCACAGAGACCAAGCUGCUCCACUUUGUCAGAAGCCAGUUCCUCUCCCGGUACAUGAAGAAAGGAACAUGA
Messenger RNA from Eurypyga helias (sunbittern), 927 nucleotides. It is a transcript of the gene RFT1, whose product is annotated as RFT1 homolog (S. cerevisiae). The annotation marks the transcript as partial. Gene Ontology annotation, cellular component: endoplasmic reticulum membrane. Lineage: Eukaryota; Metazoa; Chordata; Aves; Eurypygiformes; Eurypygidae. The record is from RefSeq and is a predicted model, not a curated record. The transcript has 7 exons. Gene Ontology annotation, biological process: dolichol-linked oligosaccharide biosynthetic process; glycolipid translocation.